GUGAUUGUAUUGUUUAAUUCGGGGGAUACUACUACUGAUUGGAAUUGGAAGAGGGUAGUAGACAGAGAAGAGAGGUUGGGAUGGCGGAUCCGUACGAGCGGGUGAAAGGCGGAAGGUUAGCAUUCAAAGGAGGAAUCCUUGCCAGCCGCUCCAAAUCCAUUGACAAGAAGGGGAAGAAAAAGAAGAACAAGAACAAAGACACUAACCCUAACCCUAACCCUAAUCAUGAAGGUCAAGAAGAAAUCCUCCUCGAUAUGGACAACGACAAACAGGUUGAGGGCGAAGGUCAGGGUCAGGGAUCGGAAUAUACUAUCGAUGCAGCAAAGCGUAUGAAGUACGAACAACUCUUCCCUGUCGAAGCCAAGAAGUUCGGUUACCAACCCAAAACCAACUUCAAGUCAGUUGAGGAUGCUCUCGAUGAUCGCGUCAAGAAGAAGGCUGAUCGUUAUUGUAAAUGAGUACUCUAAUGUAGCAGGGGUGCCAUGGACCAUGCACUUUUCCCGCUGCUGUAAUGUAUUCUGUUUCAGACCUUUGAAUAUUUCGAACGGAUCAUUACAAUAGUAUGUUUAUGUAGAAUCAUGUCUAGUUCUUCUAUCAGUUACAGUGAUUAAUCCUCUUAAUUUUUUAUGCUAAUGUGGGAUAUGCACUGCUUUCAACUA
Messenger RNA from Cajanus cajan (pigeon pea), 659 nucleotides. RefSeq lists its product as uncharacterized. NCBI's taxonomy places the organism in Eukaryota, Viridiplantae, Streptophyta, Magnoliopsida, Fabales, Fabaceae. The record is from RefSeq and is a predicted model, not a curated record.